AUGGCAGGCGGAUUGUUCUGUCCGGACACGGUCACCGACGAGACCCUUCAGAACAUUGUCGAGGGAUUCGCGACGACCGGCAGAGCCUACUUGAGGAAUUACGCGGCGGUACGCGCAUUUUUUCUUCUUCUUCUUCGUUCCUUUCCCAUUGUCAAUCGAUUUCAGCAGAACGAGCUCGUCAAGCGGAUGAUCAACUCGGACCGUUUCCUGAUCGCAUUCGCCCGUCACACCCAAAUGACGGCGUCGCUUCCGUCGCCCGCGUGGCUCGAAAAACAGCGCAAAGAUGGAGGGUUUCGGAACGGAGAACUGACGCAUAGGUUCAAUUUGAGCGAUAUUGUGGUAAGAGAGAUUCGGAUGAAAGCGAGCGGAUCAUCGUGAGUUUUCAGUUCAACAAGACUCGGCACGGAUUCAGAGAAGUCGACCUGCAAUUCGAGCCGAUUGCGGGCAUCGCUUCGAGUCAGAACACGGGCGGCUGCGUCUCGUCGGCCGCCCUCCGCAACAUUCAUGUCGUCGAGAACGUGAACGCGCCCAUUUGCCGCUUCGAUGCGCAACUGUUCUGCCAGGUAAGCACUGCGGAUGAUCGCACGGGCUCGUGACGGAAACAUCGAAAACUUAAAUUUGAACUUCCGCCGACGGUCGAUUGCGUAGCGCCCCUAUCUUUAAAAACCAGGCAACCCUCAAAUUUUUUGAUUUUUUUUUGUGACUGUUUGAAUUGUCUCUUAUUGCCUCAUACACUAGUGAAAUGCUGACUAUCAGAAACGCCAAUGAACGAAACGGCGCGCAGUUGAAGUUGUGGCCGUGGCCUAGGAAACUCGGGUGUGGAAACUCUUCCCUGUGAGCAGGGAUGCUAAUUUGUGUGAAUGUUUUGCAACGUAUGAAGAUUGUGCCGAACGCAAAAAAAAGAUCACAAGGCCUAGAACUUUUCUCGGCCACGGCCACAACUUUGACUAAGCGCUGUUCCAUUCACACGUAUUGCUGAAAGUUGGGGCUCGGACAGUGAAUGUGGCAAUAAGAAGCAAUUCAGACACAUAAACUCGGAGGAGGGUUCCCUGGUCCUUUAAAACAUUAGGCCAAAGCAAAAUUGCGCCAGUGUACCCCGCCACGACUCCGUGAAUCGUGCUCCUGAGGAGUCUCGCAGCGCUCCCAUACUGUCUUUUAGGGACCACCAGGCACGGUAGCUACAUCACCCCAAUCACUGAAUCACUAAACUUUCAAAGAACUACAAGAAACUCAACUCGAUUUCCUAAUGGUCCCUUAUAAUUGAUUGUGACUUGACUAUGCAAUAGCACAGUUCAAGAUUUGAAGUAAUAAAUGUUGAUUGCAGAACUGGGUGCUCACCCUGAUCCGUCCCAGAUUCGUGUUCCGCGGACUGAUCGCCUGCCCGUCCGGCGACUACGGAAUCGCGCGUCUCAUGAUCGAAGUGGGCGACAACACGGACAAACGAGUGACGGAAGAGCUGGCGAUCCCGUUCAAAGAGGCCAACUGCGGCCAGUUCGUUCCGUUCGAGGUCGUUUCGCCCGAGUACGACUUUCCGGCCACGUUGGUCUUCGUGCAUCUCAUGGUGUUCUACGUGAACCAGAGCGAAAUCGUCGAGCCCGGAAUGCGCAUCGCCAAUUGUACGGUGCAAUGUCGACUGCCCGAGGAGCCCGUCGCGCUGAGCAACCCGUUCAGACACAUGCUCACCGCCGAUCAAUUCGACCAGCCGCACUAUUCGAGAAACUUCGACCAGCUGAUGGUGGCCGACGCGGAGCGCCUGCAGACGGCGCCAACCGACUUCUUCUCGGUGAUCGACAAUGCACGGGCGGUGCGGCUCGAGGAGACGGCACGGGCGGAGCGGGAGGCCGAACAGAUGCUCGCAGGGAACAUGCUCGUGGAUCCGCCCGAAGACGAAAUCCUUAUUGCAAUCAGGACGGCGGCUGAGGAGAGGGACGGAGAGCCGAGUGCCAAGAGACGUCGUUGA
Molecule: messenger RNA, 1960 nt
Organism: Caenorhabditis sp. 36 PRJEB53466
Lineage: Eukaryota; Metazoa; Nematoda; Chromadorea; Rhabditida; Rhabditidae
Source: the annotation of a GenBank genome assembly